CCACAGCAAACCUUAUAAAUCCAAACCCAGAUCCUAAUCAUCAUCAUCUUCCUCCUCCUCCAUAAUUGUCCCUCUCCGUUUUGGAGGAUGCUCCACCAAGUCCAAGCUCCUCCUAGCUCGGACAAAAAAGCACAACCUAAAGCUAAAGCUGCUAUUUCUGACUUUCUUCUUACCCAUUCUUCAACAUUUCAACUCUCUCUCUCUCUCUCUCUCUCUCUCUCUCUUUCACUUCCUUUGACUCUGUUACUCCUGCCCCAUUUUGGUUCUCAUUUCAACUAACACUGUCACCUUCUAAAUUUUGAAACUUUUUCGCGGUUAUUGCUGUCUGUCCUUCAAUUCAAGAUUCCGUUUUUGGUUCCCCCAGUGACUGAGGUUUUUCGGUUUCCAUGGCUAUAGAUUUGUGCUCUGAGAUUUCCAGCGCGGGAAUCAGCCCUAGAAUCUCCUUCUCGCAUGAUCUGAAGAACGCUAAGGAUGACGACGCCGACGACCCACUUGAAGACCACCGUCGCAGGCGAUCGGACUUGUGCCUGUUGGAAUCCAGCAGCUCCGACUUUGUCUUCUGCAUUUCCGAUACUGUGUUGUCUCAAGAUCUGUCUUCUGCUGAUGAGCUUUUCUCCAAUGGCAAGAUCGUGCCGAUGGAAAUUAAAAAAUCAAAAUCCCCGAAUCCCUCUUCUUCUUCUUCUAACAGUGAGAUUCAUCCAUUUUCAGAGUCUGUUGUUUGUCCUCGUUCUGAAACUUUGGGCACUGGAUGUACAGAGAAGAAAAAGAGACUCAUAGAGUUCCUAAACGAAGAAGAAAAGCCUCCAUCGAAAUCUUUCUGGCAAUUCAAGCGAAGUAGUAGUUUGAAUUAUGAAGGCACACGUGGAAAAAGCUUGAUUCGAUCAUUACAGUUUCUAUCGCGAAGCAAAUCGACUGGUUCGUCACUGAAUCCUAAACAUCUGAGAUUCCAAAGGAAACACAGAAACAGAGGUUGCAGAAACAAUCCUCUGUUUCUAGCAGAAGGCCAUCGUUGUCGUCGUCGUCGUCGUCUUCUUCAACUUCAAGUACAUUUUAUUUCUAUAGUUCGUCUCGGAAUUGUUCUGUAAAUAGUAAGAAAUGUGGAUCUUCUGGUAAUGGGGUUCGAAUCAGUCCAGUGUUGAAUCUGCCGCAAGCGUAUAUUCCAAAAGCUUAUGUGGGUUUCUUUGGAUUUGGUUCGCUUUUCUGUAAUGGGAAGAUCAAGAGGAAGAACAAGUAGAAGAUUUUGUA
Prosopis cineraria is the source of this 1245-nucleotide messenger RNA. RefSeq lists its product as uncharacterized. The record is from RefSeq and is a predicted model, not a curated record. The transcript has a single exon. NCBI's taxonomy places the organism in Eukaryota, Viridiplantae, Streptophyta, Magnoliopsida, Fabales, Fabaceae. The coding region runs from base 387 to 1085 and encodes 232 amino acids.